Molecule: messenger RNA, 3347 nt
Organism: Chanos chanos (milkfish)
Lineage: Eukaryota; Metazoa; Chordata; Actinopteri; Gonorynchiformes; Chanidae
Gene: capn7
Product: calpain 7
Exons: 21
Coding region: 1-2451 (816 amino acids)
Biological process (GO): proteolysis
Molecular function (GO): calcium-dependent cysteine-type endopeptidase activity
Source: RefSeq, a predicted model, not a curated record
AUGGAUUGUACGGUAUUGGAGCACGACGCCGUGAAGUUUGCAAAAUCGGCAGUGUUGUUUGACCAGAAGGGAAAGUAUAAUGAGGCCGUAUUUUUCUAUAAGGAGGCAGCUCAAGCGCUCAUAUAUGCUGGCAUGGCAGGAUCCAAACUGGAAGGCAUUCAGGACAAAGUGAACGAAUACUUGGACAGAGUACAGGCUCUUCUCAGUGCUGUUCAAGCACAGAGUACUGACCCUUUGAAAACCAAGCAUCAGUUGGACUUGGAGCGGGCUUACUUUCUGGUGACACAGGCCUUUGAGGAGGAUGAGAAAGCCAACAGCGAUGAGGCUAUUGAGCUCUACACGCAGGCUGUGGAGCUGUGCAUACAAGCGUCUAAUGAGACUACAGAUCAAGCACUACAGGGCAAACUGAAGCAGCUAGCUCGUCAGGCGCUAGACAGGGCAGAAGGACUGAAAAACGCCCUGACAAAAUCCAGCACGCCCCAGGACAAGCCUUCCUCCUCAGCAUCCAAACCUGCUGCCCAGGUGAAGCAGUACCUGCCCCUGGGGCCAGACUUCACCCUUCAUGACCGGCCACAGCCUGUCAGAGCCGUGCAGUCCAGUGAGCCUCAGGGCCAGCGUUACACUGCCGAGGAGAUAGAGGUGCUCAGGACCACCUCUAAGAUAAAUGGCAUUGAAUAUGUGCCAUUCAUGAAUGUUGACUUGAAGGAGCGCUUUGCCUUUCCUGUUCCAUUUUCGGACAAACGUGGGAAGCUGGCUCUUUCCCCCAAACAGAAAGCCAUUUUCUCUCGUUGGGUGCGGCCCGAUGACAUCUGCAAUAACCCCACUAUGAUCUUCACUGUGUCCAGCUUCAGCAUCAAACAGACUGUAGUAUCAGACUGUUCAUUUGUGGCCUCACUGGCUAUCAGUGCCGCAUAUGAGAGAAGAUUCAACAAGAAACUAAUCACGAGCAUUAUCUACCCUCAGAAUAGAAGAGGAGAGCCAGAGUAUAACCCCUGUGGGAAGUACAUGGUCAAACUGCACAUCAACGGUGUGGCCAGAAAGGUGAUUAUAGAUGAUUUUUUGCCAGUGGACCGUAAUGGUGAGCUGCUCUGUUCCUACUCAAGCAACCGAAAUGAGCUGUGGGUCUCACUAAUAGAGAAGGCUUAUAUGAAAGUCAUGGGAGGGUACGAUUUUCCAGGCUCCAACUCAAAUAUUGAUCUCCACGCUCUCACUGGCUGGAUCCCAGAACGUAUUGCAAUGCACUCUGACAAUCAGUCCUUCAGCAAGGAUGACGUCUUCCGCAUGCUUUACCAGAGGUUUCACAAGGGAGACGUGCUUAUCACUACAGCAACAGGGGUAAUGACUGAGGAGGAGGGUGAGAGGUGGGGCCUGGUACCCACACACGCUUACGCUGUUCUGGAUAUCAGAGAAUACAAGGGAAAACGCUUCCUGCAGCUAAAGAAUCCUUGGAGCCAUCUCAGGUGGAAAGGCCGUUACAGCGAAAGGGAUGAGAAAAACUGGACUCCAGAUCUACUGAAGUACCUCAACUUUGACCCCAAAACUGCUCAGAAGUUUGAUAACGGGGUAUUCUGGAUUAUCUGGGAAGACCUGUGCCAAUACUAUGACGUCAUUUACUUGAGCUGGAAUCCUAGUCUUUUCAAGGAGUCUUCCUGCAUUCAUAGUAGCUGGGAUGCAAAACAAGGGCCAGUCAAGGAUGCCUAUAGCUUGGCCAAUAACCCUCAGUACAAGCUGGAGAUACAAUGUCCACAGGGAGGCGCUGCAGUCUGGGUACUGCUCACCAGACACAUCACUGACAAGGAUGACUUUGCUCAAAAUCGGGAAUUCAUCACCUUAGUUGUUUACAAGACUGAUGGAAAGAAAGUGUACUAUCCAGCCGACCCACCGCCCUAUAUUGAUGGUAUCAGGAUCAAUAGCCCCCACUACCUAACCAAAAUAAAGCUGACCAGUCCUGGCACUCACACCUUUACUCUAGUGGUGUCCCAGUACGAAAAGCAGAACACUAUCAACUACACGCUACGGGUGUACUCUGUGUGCAAGUUUAAUUUCUCCAAAAUACCAUCACCCUUCACACAUAACAAAAGGAUAAAUGGUCAGUGGAAGGGGGCCAGUGCAGGGGGAUGUGGAAAUUAUAAGGACUCAUACAAACACAACCCAAUCUAUCAGUUGAACCUGGAGAAAUCAGGUCCCCUGCUUGUCGAGCUUAGAGGCUCCAGGCAGUACAGUGUGGGCUUCGAGGUUCUGACCGUAUCCACAGUUGGAGAGCCAGGACCGUCGGGCUUCCAGAGAAAAAGCAGCGGAGAUUACCGAUGUGGGUUCUGCUACUUGGAGUUGGAGCACGUCCCUGCCGGCAUCUACAAUGUCAUCCCCACCACCUUCUUGCCCAAACAGGAGGGGCCUUUCUUCUUGGACAUCAGCAGUGCUUCUCCACUGCGAGUGUCUCAGCUCCAGUGAGGAAGAGCUCGCCUCUCUCAGGCUGGGGGAGGGGGAGCACAGCCCAGCUGGAUCCUUGGAGACUGUCCCAGUUUUCCUCGCAGCACGUCUGCUGUGGACCCGGGUCACUUCUGAUGUCACUGCUCCAUAAAAUGAUUUCUAAUCUUUGGCUUGUGGUGGAAGACAUUACUGUUUACCAAAAAAGACUGAAUACAACCGAAUGAUGUGUUUACCAGAGCUACCAGUAGUUUGGCCAUAUCUCUUUGCCAUAACAUAUAUUUGAGAUGUGGUCUCAGUGAGUAUUUUCAGAGCGUUCUUGUGUCUGAAGUGCAUGUAAACAGUGAUCAGAUAUACACAGUUUUACUUUUUUGGCUGCUCAGAACUGUCGAUGUGAAGGAGUCGGCACAUGUGCACUUGACACAGACAAAGACAUUUUUAUUUUGACUCAGGAGACAGCAAGAAAACAAUGAUUUAUUUUCUUUAUUGUAUCUUAAUGAUGUAUUUUGAUAGCGUGCAAGACUGCGGAUCUGCAAAGCCGUGCCUGAUGCACUGAGAGGUAACUGACUUUUUCAAAGGGCUUUUCCCAGAGUCAUGUCAAUGUUCUGUCUAUGCCAGCUGGAUGACUUUAAGUUCAGAACUGCUCUCCUCAGCAGAGUCCGAAUCUGUUCAACCUCUCUGCAACCAAAAAGGCAUUAACACACUCGCCUUUUGCAAACACCCUUUCACUUCAAAGAUUUAUCAGCACCUCUUGGGUAAUGGAUUGCCUCGCCAUUACCCUUGUGUUUUUCUGUCCUUAACAAUGUGUGACAGAAUGUUGGCCACAUCAAUAAUGUAAAAAACAAUCAACAAGACGGUGCAAGAUACUGUAUGUGUGUAAGGUACUGUGUUCUCACGACCAUUUUAUUUCUUAAAGAUGA